AUGCUAGAUGGCCUCUUGAGCCGGACCAAAGGGCUUUACUUCGAGUCCGAGCUUGUCUUUCGAGGAGCCCUGCAGCCCGUCUCGGACUUCUUUCAGGACUUCUUCCACCAGGAUACACCCUCUAUCCGCUUCACCGCUUGGCUGGAUGGGUUCCGCGACUAUGCCUUCCCUCCAACCCCCCCUUCCUUCGUACUGAGUGGCUCUCUAGACCAUGUUUCGGUCAACGUGCUGGACGUCCUGAAGUUUCGACAAAUUGGUAUUGAGCUCAACGGAUAUCAGACAUACAAUCUUUCUGAUAGAGGAAGAAGCACCUGGGAAUUAGGCUAUGGCUUUUUCGGAAAGCUGGAUCUCAGCGUUCCUGGUACUGUUAUUCCCCUACAGGUUGAGUACUAUCUCCGCAAAACAAUUCACUCUUGGCGUUUGCAACUUCGCCUCAAGGACGAUGAAUGGAACGACGUUUUUGGCAUCAAGGGCUUGAAGCUGUUCGACGUUGCCUUAGAGGCUGAGAUCCAGACUUCCGCCGAGAAGAAAACAUUCUCGGUGGGAAUCGAGGCAAAUUUGGAACUGAGGAAGACAAAAAUCGGUGUUCACGGUUACUACUCAAAAGAUUUCUAUUCCCUCGAAGCGUAUAUUGGCGAUUUGACGUUGCACGAUGUCGGCGAGAUCUUCCACGAGCUGAUCGGAACAGAGAUUGACUCAUUUUCCCACGAUGUUGCGCUGAGCUCCAUGCGUCUAUGCGUUUCAUCGAACGGAUUUGCGCUUCGAGGAGAGGUGACCGUCAAUGGCCAUACAUCCACCAGCGGUUGCCUAGAGUUUUCGCGAGAUGGUAUCGUUGUUCAAGGUAGUGUUGGAGACAUCGAGUUCGAGCAUGUUCAGAUCAAGGCCGCCUCGCUAGACGUCUUCAUUGCCAGCAAGCUCGACACGCAGUGCGCUCGAGCGUCUAAGGUCGAUAUAUUCGGGCACGUCAACAUUCACGGUGUAGAGCUCAAGGCUGCGCUGCACACCGAGAAGACCUCGGAGGGUGACUUUCGCUGGACCAUUUAUGGCGAGGUCGAAGGCGAUGUCACGACAAGCAACAUUGUUCCCGACCUGAAAGGAACUUUCCUGGAUAUCUCACUGAACCGGUUGGCCUUGAUAGCGUCUAACCACGAGGCUCCAUUGGGCUCCUACAAAGGAAUCAACUAUCCGGUCGCCAAAGGCUUUCAAUUCUGCGCCAUUAUUGACAGCAUUCCCGAGCUCGAGAAGCUCAUGCGCGGCAGCGUUAAGGGCAUGGUGUUUCGCGCUGCUCUAGUUGAUGGGCAAUUUGCCCUGAGCGUGAUCUUCCCCUCAGACCGCACCAUAACCUUCGGCGAGCACGUCUACACUGGUCCUCUCGCGAUCGAGAUUACAAAGACGGAUUUCGAGUUCCAGAUGAUUCUCAAAGCCCUCCUCAACGUCAAAGUUGAAACGCAACCCAAGCCUCUCCAGUUCUCCCUAGGCCUCAAAGCAAGUUAUUCCGGCGCAGCUGCAUAUGCGCAGAUGUUGACAGACUGGACAAACCCAUGUGAUAUCGGCAAAAAGAUAAAUGUUCGGGGAUGCGCCCUUGAUUUCGGCAUUGUCUAUUCUACCUUCUUCACGACAGGUAUGCCGGGCUCUAUCGGUCUAGCGGGGCAAAUCAUGAUCGGAAAGAAAGAGGCCAAGCUCGCAAUGAAGCUCAGCCAAAACCCUAAGGAACAGAUCCUUGUAGCAGUCGUGAAAGACCUGGGCGUCGUCGAUCUUGUCAAAUUCGCUUCCCAGAUCUGCGAGUAUCAGUUUCCGGAGCCAGAUGGCUUCUUGCACUUCAAUGACUUUCAGUUGUACCUCUCCACUGGCGCCUCUAUUGGCGAGACAUACUAUGCACCAGGUGUGUCUCUCAAGGGCGAUAUGACUAUUUUCGGCAAGAGGGCCAAGUUCGACUGUACGAUCGGCACAAUGGUCAAGAUCAUGGCCACAAUCGAGCACUUUGAGCUGGGACCGGUCAAGGUCAGAGGAGCCAUCGGCGAAGACCCCAUCGUGGAUAUCGAGCUGUCAUCGUCAACACAAAAGGUCCUCAUCGAUGGUGCUGUAGACCUCUGGGGAUUGUCAGCCGCGCUGCACCUUGAGGCUCAGGCAUAUCCUAAGUCGAAAUUUGAUUUCUGGGUUGAUGUGUCGCUGUCAGACUGGUUCAAGUUCAAGCUCAAAGCCAAACUGACCGGCGAUGUCGACUUCAAAGAUCUUUCAUCACUCAAAAACGCCGAUUUUUCAAUCUAUGGCCUAAUGGAGCAACACAUACUUGAUAACAUAACUGAGAUGCUCGAUAAGCAGGUUAACUCGCUGGGCAAUUACGCAGACCUUGGCGAUGCUAGGAGGAUUUUGUCGGGCAGGGAGAAAGAGUUCAAAGCGACCGUCGAAUCGGCUCGCAUCCGCCUCGAUGAAACCAGGCAGAGGUGGGAGGCUAAGGAACAAGAAAUCGUUUCGACGCUGGAUCGUGCCCAGUCUGGGGCAAAAAGCUACAAGCAGCAGCUCGAGAGCAAUGCAGCGACGGCAGAACUACAGUACGCCAAUGUCGUAGUUGCUGCCAUGGCAAAUCUCGAUCAAGCUCGUCACGACGCGGCUGUUGCUACUCACCUCGCCGAGACGAGCCUUCAGGAGACACAGGCUCGGAGCGAGAAGAAAGUUCGCCGGGCACAGAGUGGUCUCAAUGAAAAGCGCAAUGCCUUCAAAUUGAGUUUUGGUAGCGCUCGCUCUGAUUUAGAACAGACAAGGAAGAGCUUGGGCGAAGCUGUCGCUGCGGUUGAUCAAAUUUCACAGGAUCUGGAUGACAUUGACCACCGUCUCAAGGAAGCAUCUCUUGUGGACAUGCCGGUUCUGUUGGCAGAGAAAGCCACCAAGUUAGCCGAGCAAUCAGCUACAUCCGCAGCUCUAGAAGCUGUACGGGCCGUCUUCAUAGCUGUACAGCUGGUCAUUCAGGGGUCAGAGUUCAUUGCUGCGGAAGCCGCGAUUGCUACUGAUACAGUUUCAUUGAGCAAUCUGGUGAAGUCUGAGGCUGCGGCAACGGAAAUUUCUAGGGCCGCCUUUGAAGAACUUAAGAUGCAACAAGAGAAGAUAGUGCGGUCCGCAGCCCGAGCCUUGGAAGACACGAAAAGGUCCUCAACUGAGCUGAAUGCCUCUGCGCAAGCAAAAACCGCACUCGCAGAAAGCCAAAAGACUAUGGAGGCCAUGGUCUCUCCCGCGAAGAAGGCGUUCGCCGACAGGCGCAAGUGCGCUGAGUACCUGGCAUUUAUCAGAGCUGAGAAGGCCUUCGAAGCAGCUCUGAAACACAGGGCGGAAAUUGAGUUGGCCUUACAGGCCUGCGAACUUGCCCAGCAGGACUCUUCGAGCUUUGCCGACGACAUUAUGAGUGUCGGGUCGAACAUCGGCAAGUGGAUUGCAAGCAUCACUGUGGAUCUAAUCAAUAUCACCAAGAUCGAGUUCUCAGGAUCUAUUUCGAGCCUCGUUGCGAACGGUCCUCCCCUGAUCGUCAACGUGAAGGGCAAGCUGCUUGACCAGAAUAUUGACCUCAAAAUUGAGUGGCAAUCUCACUUUGACCCGACCAAAUUCAUCCAGGCUAUCUUCAGCGAUCUGUGGGAAAUAAUCAAGGCCGCUGCCAGCACAUUCCUCGAGGAGAUCGGUGUCAAGAUUGUGGAGAUUAGUGAAGAAAUCGCUGGGACUGUCGUCGAAAUUGCAGAAGACAUCAAGGAGGAUGUUGGGAAGGCCUCUGAAGCGAUUGAUGGUGUUGUCAGCGACGCUGGCUCCGCGUUGGAUGGUGCUGGCAGUGCCGUCGGCCGCGCAGCUGACGACGUUGUAUCGGCGGUUGACCAUGCUAUGGACGACGUUGGUAGUGCAGUCGAUCACGCAGCUGAUGAUGUUGUGUUGGCGAUUGACCACACUGUCGACGAUGUCGGAACGGCAUUCAACGAUGCUGGCAGCGUUGUCGUCCACGUAGCCGAUGACGUUGUGUCGGUGGCCGACCAUGCCGUGGACGAUAUUGGAAGUGCCUUCAAUGAUCCAGGCAAUGCGGUCGUGGGUGUAGCGAACGAUAUUGGAGCAACUUUCAAUAACGCGGGUAAUGCAAUAUCGGACUUUUUUGGUUUCUAG
Molecule: messenger RNA, 4134 nt
Organism: Colletotrichum fioriniae
Lineage: Eukaryota; Fungi; Ascomycota; Sordariomycetes; Glomerellales; Glomerellaceae
Source: RefSeq, a predicted model, not a curated record